Molecule: messenger RNA, 2225 nt
Organism: Phycodurus eques (leafy seadragon)
Lineage: Eukaryota; Metazoa; Chordata; Actinopteri; Syngnathiformes; Syngnathidae
Gene: fars2
Product: phenylalanyl-tRNA synthetase 2, mitochondrial
Exons: 10
Coding region: 76-1389 (437 amino acids)
Biological process (GO): phenylalanyl-tRNA aminoacylation
Cellular component (GO): mitochondrion; cytoplasm
Molecular function (GO): ATP binding; phenylalanine-tRNA ligase activity; tRNA binding
Source: RefSeq, a predicted model, not a curated record
CAGGGGUCGCCGGCAACCAGUGGAUGUCCUUCGGUCGACCUCUCGGGGCUCCCCGCAGCGCCACGACACGCGGUCAUGAACCGCCUCCGGCUGCUGCGCCCCCCGCUGCCUCCUCUGGCCUCGCAGCGCCGACGCGCCCGCACGGACGGGCCCGCCGUUGGCCGGGAGUGUGUGGAGGUAUUAGGCCACACCUACCCGUGCGACGACUUCACAAACGUCACGCCGAAGAUUCUGGCCAAAGUGGGCCGCAACCUGCACAACCAACGGCAUCAUCCUCUGUGGCUCCUCAAGGAGAGGAUCAAAGCUCACUUCUACAGCGCUUACGCGGCUCGCUCGGGCGACCCGCUGUUCUCGGCGCACGACAACUUGAGCCCCGUGGUCAGCGUGGAGCAGAACUUCGACAGCUUGCUGAUCCCGCCCGACCACCCCAGCAGGAAGCGCGGAGACAACUACUACCUGAACAGGAACACCAUGCUCCGCGCUCACACGUCGGCCCACCAGAGGGAGCUAGUGAGCGCGGGCCUGGACGCCUUCCUCCUGGCCGGCGACGUCUACCGUCGGGACGAGAUCGACGCCAGCCACUAUCCCGUCUUCCACCAGUUGGAGGGGGUGCGCCUCUUCUCCAACUACCAGCUCUUCUCCGAAGUUCCCAACGGCGAGGAUCUGAAGAUGUUUGAGGCGGCCGGACGCAGGACGCCUCACAAACAGGAAGUCCACAGUCUGGAGGCCGUCAAGCUGCUGGAGUUCAACCUGAAACGAACGCUCGGCAGACUCGUCAGGCAUCUGUUCGGAGAAGACUUGGAGGUGCGCUGGGUGGACUGUUACUUCCCCUUCACUCAUCCCUCCUUUGAGAUGGAGGUGCGUUUCCAUGGCGACUGGAUGGAGGUGCUGGGCUGCGGAGUCAUGGAGCAGCAGCUGCUCAACUCUGCAGGCGCGGCCGACAAGGCGGGCUGGGCGUUCGGACUGGGCCUGGAGCGUCUGGCCAUGGUUCUGUACAAGAUUCCCGACAUCCGAAUAUUCUGGAGCCAAGACGAGCGCUUCCUCAAGCAAUUCCGCGUGGACGACAUCCAUCGGGAGGUCCGCCUCCAGGCGCUGAGCAAGUAUCCUCCGCUGCACAACGACAUCUCCUUCUGGCUUCCCGCUGCGGGCGAGCCGGCCUUCCACGCCAACGACUUCUACGAGUUGGUGCGCGCCGUCGCCGGCGACCUCGUAGAGGAGGUCACGCUGCUCGAUGACUUCACGCACCCCACGAGCGGGAGGCGGAGCUUGUGCUUCCGCGUGGCUUACCGCCACACGGAGCGCACGCUGAGCCAACAGGAAGUACACGCGGUCCACGGCGAGAUCCAACGGCGAGCCGAGACGCAGCUGGGCGUGGAGGGACGCUACUGAAGCCGUCGCUUUAUAAGAAACCCUGGGAUGCCGUCGUCCGUGACAUCUUUCUACGAUGGAAGCCGAAACAACUUCACACUCGUGUUUGGUCAUUUCAUCCUAUUUUAUAUGUAAACUCGUGUUGUCGAGCUGAACACGUCCAGGCUGUCAUAGUAAGAUAUCACGUGAUUAUAAAACCGUUCAGAAAUUGGAAUGUAUUUGUUAAACGGCACACGUUCGACGUACGAAUUGAAUUGCGUUGCCAAGUGAAGGUCCGCUAUUAAAAGCUUACAUCGGCCAAAACUGUCCACCCUGUCGGCAAGCUUACUGUACAUAUUUGGCUGUUUGCAUGUCCGCUGUCUGCUUGGAGUUCAUUUAUACAUUUUAAAAAAUGUGCAAGUUUGACCAAUAUGUUUUUCUGACAUCGCCUUAUUCAAAUGAAUGAGAGGUUCAAUAGAAAAUCUCACAUUUCUGGGAGCGAACUGGGCAAAAUGUCUCAAAGGCACCUCACGGCGACAUUGACGCUCCAGGAGUCGGUCAUAUUUGAAUUUGUAUUUUUAUUAGUACCAUCAUGUCGCACCAUCCAAAUUCCUACUUGUGAAUGUACCUUCCGCCGAGAAUUGCAAUAAACAGAUUCUGAUUCUACAGCUGAGCGAGGCCCUCGUGGCGCUGCUGCCAGGCUAGCCACCGGUGCUAAUUAGCUGGAAACCCGCUAUUUUCAUUUCUCACUUUGAAAAGCUCUCAGCUGUCCCAAAAAGGUUGUUGCUAAUAAACUGUCUCCUCUCGUCCGCGGGAUUGCGAUGAUGUCAACUUUACAAACCAAUGGAAUCUUUCAAAAUAAAAGCUAACUAACACUC